Molecule: messenger RNA, 1023 nt
Organism: Tetranychus urticae (two-spotted spider mite)
Lineage: Eukaryota; Metazoa; Arthropoda; Arachnida; Trombidiformes; Tetranychidae
Gene: Rfk
Product: Riboflavin kinase
Biological process (GO): FMN biosynthetic process; riboflavin biosynthetic process
Molecular function (GO): riboflavin kinase activity
Source: RefSeq, a predicted model, not a curated record
AACGAUUAAAAUCAUUUCUUUCAUGUCUUUUGAUUUUUCAAUCUCGUACUGAUUGAGAUUUGUAUAAGAUCCAAUGCCUAACCUAUUAGCAUGAUUAAAGAGUAACUACCAUUUGAUUAUGAUAAUAUCUAUUGCAACCAUCUUGAUAAAGAAUGAUCACAAGGAGCUGUGUAUUUAGGUAAGCAAAUUGCAAUAAUUGUCUUUGCUGUUCAUUUCAAGUUUUUCUCACAGAGUAAGGUUACUCUUCUUAUUUCUCCUUGUGGUAAUAGUUCUAUGCUUAACCUUUCUUCAUUUAUUUAAUCGAGCAACUUAUAUUUGAUCGAACUAUAACAACCUAUUAAAAGAGCAACUAUGUCAGGUCAAACACAAACACAAACCGAAACCGUACGAUUUCCAAUCUAUGUUUCAGGUAAAGUGGUUAAAGGAUUUGGUCGAGGUUCAUCUGAACUUGGUAUACCAACUGCUAAUAUAGAAGCUGAGGUGAUUAAAAGUAUUCCUUUAUCAACUGGAAUAUAUUUUGGAUGGUCUCAAUUAUCCACAACUGAAGAUGAUUUUAAACAACUAUCAAAAGAUCAACAGGACUACUUGAAGUCAAUAUUAGUUAAACAUGAUUCUAAGAUGUUCUCACCUGUAUACAUGAUGUCCGCGAGUUUAGGUUACAAUCCAUUUUAUGAAAACGAAGAAAAGGCCUUGGAAAUUCACCUGUUAAAUAAGUUCAAUUGUGAUUUCUAUGGAUUAACAAUCAACUCUCUGAUCUGCGGUAAAAUCCGGGAAGAAGCUAAUUUUAUCUCAUUAGAGGCACUAAUCAAAGCGAUACACAAUGAUAUAGAAGAGACUCGAAGACAAUUAGAAAUCGAUACUUGGCAUUCUUUUAAAAAAGAUGAUAGAUAUUUUGUAAACUUGUGACAUUUUAAUCUUGUUAAUUUAUCAACUCGAUGUUUAAUUAACCCAUUUUUAUAGCAGUUUGUUUCUAUAAAAAACAUUGUACAUUUAUUCAGAUGAAAUUUUUCGAAGUUACCAUAA